Messenger RNA from Pogona vitticeps (central bearded dragon), 3191 nucleotides. RefSeq names its product APAF1 interacting protein (gene APIP). Gene Ontology annotation, cellular component: cytoplasm. The record is from RefSeq and is a predicted model, not a curated record. Gene Ontology annotation, molecular function: metal ion binding; methylthioribulose 1-phosphate dehydratase activity. NCBI's taxonomy places the organism in Eukaryota, Metazoa, Chordata, Lepidosauria, Squamata, Agamidae.
CGCCGGGAGCCGGGAAAGGCCCGGGGUCUUUCUCCGCUUCACAACGAAAAUCCCCGCCGAGGACGAGGCUCAAAGCCUUAGGCCUCGUCAACGCCAUGUCUGAGCAACGUGCGGGUGAUCGGAGCCCCUGUAGAAAUGGCCUGGGAAAAACUGAGGAUAGUUUGCAUCCAAGAAACCUGAUCCCAGAACUUUGCCGACAAUUUUAUCACUUGGGAUGGGUUACAGGGACUGGUGGUGGAAUAAGCAUGAAAUGUGGCAAUGAGAUAUUUAUUGCUCCCUCUGGUGUCCAAAAAGAAAGAAUUGAGCCUGAAGAUAUGUUUGUGUGUGACAUUGAAGAACGGGACAUCAGUGGUCCGCCACCACACAAGAAACUAAAGAAAAGCCAGUGUACACCACUUUUUAUGAACGCUUACACCAUGAGAGGAGCAGGGGCUGUCAUCCAUACUCACUCCAAAGCUGCUGUAAUGGCCACCCUUCUCUAUCCAGGAAAUGAAUUUAAAAUUACUCAUCAAGAGAUGAUAAAAGGAAUCAAGAAAUGUACCACAGGAGGAUACUUCAGAUAUGAUGACACCUUAGUGGUUCCUAUUGUCGAGAACACACCAGAAGAGAAAGAUCUGAAGGAGAGAAUGGCCAAGGCAAUGAAUGAGUAUCCAGACUCUUCUGCUGUGCUGGUUAGGCGUCAUGGAGUUUACGUUUGGGGAGAAACUUGGGAAAAGGCCAAAACAAUGUGUGAAUGUUAUGAUUACCUCUUCGAUAUUGCAGUACAAAUGAAGCAGCAUGGACUUGAUCCUGCUAUAAUUCCAACUAAAGAAAAUGGGAUUGUUUGAUAUAUUGAUGCUUUUUUCCAAGAUGACGCUAAUGUUUUGAUGAAAUAUUAUCCAAGGGCUUUUUUAGGCUUUAUAUCUAAACAACUAGAAGAGUUUUCAAAAUACAUACUUACCAGUUUUGUGCCAUGUCGUAACCAAAUGUAAACAACUUCAGUCUGUUAAAAUCAAUAAUGACACAGAAGACAGUUUGGAGUUUCUGUUAUAUAUUAUGCAAGAUCUUCCCUUUUUCAAAAGUGUUGUAGUAAUGAUCUUUUCCACUGUUUCUUUCUCAUAUGUGGUUUUCCUCAGUUAAUUUAAAAUUGAUGUCUGCACAAAGUAGAAAAGUAUCCCAAUGUUAUAUAUAUUUGAAAAGGAAUGAAUACUGUCUUAAAAUGAUAUGUGAAAAUGGAUAGCAUAGUUCUGAGGGCCACAAAAAUGACCUUGGCAUACAUAAUAAUGUACAUUUAGAACAGGAUUUUUUUUAGACCCCAGAAAAUAAAAGAAAAAGAGAGAACUGUACAUCCUCCUAUGUAGCUGAUUUUAACCCAAAAUCUAGGUUGAUCUUUAUUUUCUGAGAACUAGAAGACUUGUUUAUUUUUUUCAACCUUAAAGUGACCUUCUGUUCAUUUUUGGUGGCAUAUGGGUCCUGGGGCCAGAGAAAUGGCCCUUUCAUCCCUGCUGAUCUCUAAUGGGUGUUAUUACAUUUCCAUUCACAAAAUGCAGUUCAAAAGUGUAUAGCCAAACCAUAAACCAUACUACAUGGUCAAAACACACAAAAUGCAAUUUAAAAAGUACACAACAGGCAAUCAACCGUACACUGAUUGUAAAACAAGGGGAGAAUAAAACACAGCACCUCUACAGCUAUCCCCUGGGCCAUUGUCCCUUCAGUUGGGACCAUAACACCUCUCCAUGCUAGACAAUAAACCACCCCCAUAAACCACCCCAUGCCAAAACCAGUCAACGCGUGAGCUCAGGAGACUACAAGGGAGUGCUGUCCCAUUGCUGCUGGACAAAAUCUUGCUGCAGAGCAUGUAAUAAGGGAGUCUUGAUCAGAAAGAAGUGGCUUGAUGUAAAAUUCAUCUGAUCUCCCUGGAUAUCUGAGAAUGAUUGGGCUCAGGAGGUGCGUAGAUCUCCUAGAAUCCCCAGCCUAUAUUACUAAUGAUAGUGGAUGUUGUAGUUCAAAACUUUUGGAGCACCAAAGAUGUGCCACCUCUGCCUUAGAGCUUGCUUCAUCAACACAAUCAACUAAUAAUUUGAUGCUCUUUUAUACUGACAUGGGAAGUAACAGUAAAUAUAGAAAAUGAUUUGCUUAAAUACUGUGGAAUAAAGAUAGUUAUUAGUCCCAAUCAGAGUAGAUCAAUUGAAUCAAUGGGAUUUACAUAUACGUUGAUUUAUGAAAUUCCCACUAUUUAGUGAGCCUACUCUUGUUGGCACUAACAAAUUUAGGCCUCUCUGUUCACCAGCUGUAUAAAUUUCGGCUUACAGUAUUAAACAAUUUAACUGUGUCCAGAAAUGAUGCAGGAAAGAUCUAUUUUCCUUUCAACAAAGUUAUUCAGUCCCUGGCAUAAAUUUUGUGCCAUUUUUUUCACAACAUGUUGUCCUGUAUUUCAUACAGACUGUAUAAUGACAUGUGUAAAUUGUAGGAACUAUACUCAUGACAUGAGUUUUGAAUUCCAGGUGGCAUGCAUGUAUUCAUAAGCAUUUUCUAUUUUACCAGAACUUUAUAACUCUGGUAUGAUCUUUCAAAAGGAACCUGAAGGCUCAAAGGAUUUAUGAGGUUCCUUUCUGUUCCACAGUUGCGUUGCUACAAGAUCCAGAUGAAAUACUGUGGUGGGUUUUGGUUUUUUAAGGUAGUAAACCAAAUAAUGUUCUUGUGAGAAAGCAUCUCUAUCAAUUAGAGCCCAUGUGACUUGGUUCACUGGUUCCAGUAGUCCCUGAGACUAGUUCAAGACUAACCAUAAGAGAUUUUGCUUCUUUAAGAGAAGAGAAUGCUUUCACACUUAAUCAAUUUAAUUUGGGCAUCUCAAAGGAAUUCCAGUUACGAAGGGAUAGUCAAGAUCUAGUGAAAACCCAUGAUAUAGAAAGUCCACAAAUGUAAACCAGUCACCAGAUUACUUGUCUAGAUUGUCUUGCUUAAACGUAUUUGGCAUAUGGGCAAUACUUAUUAAAACUACCUUUAGUUCUCAGAAACUAAAGGGAGCUGCCCAUGUUCAUCAUAUUCGGCAACAUUUUCAAAUUCAUGACUGCUAAGUAAUGAGGCUGGUCCUAAGGCACACAGCCUUUAAAUGGGUUCAACCUACACAGAAAAUUGGGAAACCCGGCCCCCUGGCAGGUUAUAUUUUCAUUAUUGCUUCAGUGAUGUAUUAAAUGCAUUAAUGAUUUUCC